Molecule: messenger RNA, 3736 nt
Organism: Cuscuta campestris
Lineage: Eukaryota; Viridiplantae; Streptophyta; Magnoliopsida; Solanales; Convolvulaceae
Source: the annotation of a GenBank genome assembly
AGUAAUCAGUAAAAGCAACGUGUGUCGAGAGUAUGUAACACCAUGCGGUCUGUAGGGCUAAUUGUGAGUCGGCAAGAACUCUCGUUUCGUCAUCUUGAUUUACAGUAAAAUGUUAUUGAAUCAUUAACAAAACUGAAUCGACAAAAAAUAACAAAUUUGAAUGUAAACAAAACUAAUUCAAUAACAAAACGCACCCAAAACUUCAUCAACAAAAAUGAAUCAAUACCUGACAUAUAGAAACGUAGUAAAUUGCUACAUCAAAAUGUCAGUGUAAAAAAAGACCAACUAAAUGUCACAUGUAAUCAUAUAAUGGCAAUCAUGCUAAUGUAUAAAGUCAUACAUGCAAAAGUAUUAUGCUAAACAAUUUAAAUAGAUAAUGUCAACCUUGACAUUUUAUAAUGACAUUCCUGACAAUGUAUAAUCAAAGAUAUGUCAAUGUAUAAUAAAAGAUAUGUUAAUGUACAAUGUUAUAUAUCACAGAUAUUAAUGCAUAAUGUCAAAAGGGGUAAAUGUCAAGAAACUCUACUCUUUGUCAACGCCAUAAUAAUUCANCCCCCCAAGAAGUAAAUUCACAGUUAAAAUUGAAUGUCACCUUUUAUUUCAAAUUGAAUUUAAAAUUGAAUUCAAACUUAUCCAUGGCUGAAAGAAAUAGUACCAAUUUUAUGAAGUAAUUCCCUAAGAAGUAAAUUUUUAGAGAUUAAAAAUUGAUUGUAACCACUUAUGUCGAAUUAAAUAGAAAAGAAAAAAAGACUAAAGUAAGAGUAAAAAAUUGAAAAUAAACCAGAAUAAGAUUUCCAUAUUUUUAUUCUCAAAAUAGGAGUUAAAAUACAUUUACAUUACCAAAUAUGAUCAUGUACAUUACCAAAGAGUAUAAUAAUGUGCACAUGUACACUAUCACAUUCAACCACAUUACAUGAAGUCCUAUUUCAAAAAUAAAAAUAUGAAAUUCUUAUUUUUGUACUUUUUUCUAUGUUUUAGUCCUAUUAAGGGUGAUUUUUAUAAAAAAAUUAGGGCGGAAGUGUUUCCAAAAACGGAUGGAGAAUGUUUUAUAUUCGUUUCGUAUAAAUUUCUUCAUCAUUUAAUUUUUUUAGUUAAACAGUGACAUAAUUUAAGCAUAAAUUAUGAAAUGUAUUAUUAUAUAUUAUGUAAAUUUAAUUGGUGUCUUUCAAAAUAGUUUUACCCCAGAGUAUAGUCUAAGUUCCUAGCUUUAGUGCAUGCGAGGAAAGCACUAAGAGCUUUAAAAGGAAUAAUCUACUAAUAUACAAAGGUGAAGGGGAAAAAUGAACAGUGCAUUUUCCCGCCUAAGUAACUGGGUUCGGAUUGGGCGUUCGGGUAUGGGAGUAAUAAUUGGGUAUCCAAAUUUUGUGAGAGAGAUAAAUGACCAAUUCGUGUUUGGGUGUAUCAAUUGGUAUCCAAUUCGAAUUAAUGCUUUGGAAAACUAAAAAGUUUGCUUUGGAACACGAGAAAAUUGAAUUGCAAAUUAAUGUCCGAAUUUAUUAGGCUCUUCGUAUUCAACCACUUUGAAAAACGAAUUUGUGUGUUUUAAAAACACCCAAAUUAAAUGCUUAGGCGCCUCUUGGUAUUCAAGAGUCAAAAAAAGAGUUGGGCGCCGUAUACACUCGAAAAAAGGAAAAAAUUAAUUGGCCUUUUUUCCAAGAAAAAAAUUGAAUUAUUUCUCCCCUCCAUACAAACUUAUAUAUAAAGCCUUCUUUAGCAAUUCAUUUUGCAAACCUACACCUUCUUCUUCAAAAAUUUCAGUUUAAUAUUUUCAAAUAAAAUGGCUCGCAAAUGUGUUUUUCCGGGAAUAUUUACCAAUCUCAGAGACCUCAAAAGUGAUCAAAAAAAUAUUGCUAUUCAUGUACGAGCUAUACGUGUCUACCAUGUUGAACCUUAUGGACGAAAUGUUGAAUCCAUGGAAGUUGUGUUUCAUGAUGAAGAGGUAUUUGAUCUUUUACUAUGGCAAUUAUUCCAGUUUUUUUUUUGCUACGUUUUUUAUUCGUGCAACAAAUGAAUAACGUUAACAAAAAAUCUUAAUCCUUGAUAUAAUUUUUUGGUGAUUAUAGGGAACUCGAAUUCAUUGUCAUAUCAAAAAACCAUACAACAAAAAAUACAAAAAAUAAAUUGUAGAAGACGGUGUCUAUGGAAUAAGAAAUUUCAUGAUCUAUGAUAACUUUCAAGGAUUACUAAAUCAUACGUGAGUAGAAAAAUCAAUUGAAAAUGUAUAAUGUUAAAAAAAUAAACUGAUUAUGACGUGUUACUUUGAAGAUUAGAAUAUAUUUUUCCGAGAAUAAAGAAGCUGGAAUUUUUAAAUGAAAUAUAUAUUUUAAUAAAUUAAAUAUAUAUUUUCAGUGCUAAUAAAGGUACAACCCGAAGCAUAUUUUAGAAAAAAAUACAUGCAUAUUCCAAAUCCCUAAGUUCAUUUAAAGAAAAAUAUUUAAUUUUGUGAUACAUAAGAGCUCUUCAAAAAUCGAAUGAAAUUGUGAAAUCCGACCCAAAUUUCAAAAAAAAUGAUGUUUCUUUUAAAGAAAAGUAAAUAUUUAAUUUUGUUUGAAAUUAGAUCUUCAAACAGAGAAGAAAAUGGUGGAAUCCGACCAAAAUUUCAAGAAAAAGACAUGCAUAUUAUUGAUCAUUCAAAUCCAUUGAAGAGAAAUGAAUAUUUAAUUUUGGAUGAUUUUUAGAUAUUCAAAAAUCGAAGAGGAUGGUUAAAUCAAAACAGAUUUCAGAUAUAUACACAUACAUGCUCCAGAUUCGGUAAAUGAUUUAAAGAAAAAUAAAUACUCCGUAUUUAAUUUUGAUUGAAAUUGAGAUUUCCAAAAAUCGAAGAAGAUGGAAUAAAAUAAUUAAAAACAUACCCAGCGAGAGAAUCCGAAGCGUAGCAUCGUAGCAUCUGGAAAUUCAUAGAAUAGAACAUAUGCGAUAGAAAACAAAUCGGAAAAACCAUGGAAUGUAGAGAGAGAGAGAGAGAUCGAAUGGAAGAUGAGGGGGCGGCGGCCAGGGUUUGGGAAAAUAACAAAGGGUUGGGCCGGGUCCUUUUUUUUAAAUUGGGUUGGGUAUAUUUUUUUGGGAUUGGGCUAAUGUUUGGGUUGAUGUUACCUUAAAAUAUUAUGAUUUUCAACAUAAAAUUCAAUAUUUUUCUUAAAGGUGUUUAAUUUACCAAUUAUACAUAAUUGGAGUAAGAUUGAAAAGUUAUUAAUUUUUUCAAAAAUAAGAUUGUGUAAGAAUUUGGACAUUACGUUUAGCACAAACGUCUUUUUUGUUUUGAAAUUUUACUUAUAUUUUUUAAAGUGAUAUUAAUUUUUAACUUGAUUAAUAGUAACGUGUACGUUAUUUGCGUAAAACAGAGAUUGGAAGUUAUUAUAUAAUCUACUGUGCUUAUUGCAAAAUUAAAGAUGAGUUAGACGCCAUGGAACGAUGUUGGAAUUGCAAAAAUGGAAUCAUUUGGGGUGUCUUAGCAUUGGUCUCAUUGACAAUUCCUGGAUUUAUUUCAUAUGUCGUGAAUGUUUUGGACUGACACCGCAAGAAGCACUGCAACCAAGUCCUUCAAGCCAACCAAGACGCUCGACUAGAAACAAAAGGCCGAACAAAAAAAUUUAUAAUGCUGAUUAUAUUAUCUAUUGAUAUAUAUUAUAUGAAAGAAUUUAAGAUUAUCUUUUUUGUUAUUUUGGCAUGGAGAACAUUAUGAUGAAAUAUAUGAAAAUAUGAAAGUAUAUGAAAAUAUUAAAUUAGGAAUUUCUUA